Messenger RNA from Bradysia coprophila, 6820 nucleotides. RefSeq lists its product as uncharacterized. Gene Ontology annotation, cellular component: membrane. Gene Ontology annotation, biological process: G protein-coupled receptor signaling pathway. The record is from RefSeq and is a predicted model, not a curated record. Lineage: Eukaryota; Metazoa; Arthropoda; Insecta; Diptera; Sciaridae. Gene Ontology annotation, molecular function: G protein-coupled receptor activity.
CGGACGUUUGAUCGUUUUAGCUCUUGAAUCGGUUCCACUACAGUUGAUACACAAAAAAUAUUAAUUCAAAAAUAUUGAAAUAUUAUCCUGAUGAUGAGAAAUGAAUUUAAAUGCUUUGCAAAUACUGUGUGCGAUUAAUCUGAAAAGGGUUUGUGUGAGAUGAUGAAUACGAAAAAAAAAUCUGUGAAAUUUAAUUUUGAUCAAAUGGAAAAAGUUUAAAUGAAAUAUUCAAUGCAUUAAAAGGCAAAAGAAAAAAAAAGAGAAAAUAGAUUCGAAUAAGUGAAAUACAUUAACACACUGUGAAUAAUUAAAUUUUAUAUUUUCGAAUAAUAACCGGAAGGAUUUAUAUCAAAGCGUAUUUAUCUGAUGGGCUAUAAUUACAACACAUUUCAAAGGAUUAAAUAAAAAUGUGUCUCACGAAUUGCGAAUUCAGUCACUUUAAUUGAAAAAUAAGCCUACCAGCAUAAAAUAUCAUCGAAAAAAAGGAAGAAGAAAAAAGAAACCCGAACAAAAAAAUGAUUUUCCCCAGCGGCCGGUAUGUGUGUGCCCUAAGCUACGUGCCAGUGAGGGAAAAAAAGCUAAACGAGUCAUGCGGCAAGGCAAUACCAACCCAAUUUUAUACAAGAAUAAAACCGAACAUAAUUCAAUUUAAAUGACUUGCAAGCUGAAAAUUAUAGGCGGAUAAAAGAAACGCAAAUCCGAAGAGGGAAAAAAAUCGCACAACACUAUUUGGGGGACAAGAGAAUAGAAGCGUCAGCGUACAUCACCGAAAACAAUGCGUGUAAUGGAAAUGUGAAAACCAUUUUCCCCUCUCGAGAGUCUAUCCUUGGUUGUCGUAUCCAGAGAUGAAAUCCAUUGAACAACGAAAAACGAUCAGUCUAACAAUGUUCGUCUCCAUUUAAAUCUAACUACCAACUUAAUUAAUGGAAAACGUCAUUAUCGUCUGUUGAUGGAUUCAUCGUAAAUUGCGAGAGUUUUGCUUAAUUCUACGUAUAACAUCGGUCUCGGUCACACAUCUAUACAUGUACGGAGAUAUGCGUUUAUAGAAUGAACAUGAUUAUGUUCGGUGAUUACGGUAUUGUUGAACCAUAAAUGCGAACUUUAAAUAAGUAAUGCCUUUAUCUACUAUCCAACGAACCCAUAUUCGAAAUGGCAUUUAAGGCAGAGAUAUUGAUGUGCAUGGUACAGUAUCUCCAUAAUUCGUUUUUAGCGUGUAGUGUGUGUAGAUGUAGAUCCGAAUAUUAUGAAUAACCACAAUGACUGUAUACUGUCCAGGUGAUAAAUGUGCUAGAAGUGAACCGACCGAACAAUAUUCACAUCAAAUAUUUUAUCGGCUGUGAUUUAAAUAGUUGCAGAAAAUAUACAUUUAUCCAAUCAACGUUCCCGAAAUUAAUAACCAACAUGAAUCGUCUUGUUCACAAAUUCUGGUGCAUUGUGUUAUGUCUGAACUGCAUGGAAAUGUUUGCCACAUCUUCACCAUCGGAUAUGCUCAUUAUACGCCAUGGUCGAUCGCGUGUUAGACAUUCAUCCGAAAAGGAUCAUAUACGUUGGGGUUUAAAAGCUUUCGAUUUGGAAUUUAACUCUACCGUCUACGAGUACGACAACGACACAAUGGAAUUGAACGGUAAUCAAUCCUUUUACGGCGACAACAGCAGCGAUUUGUUUUACUUGAAUGGCAGUGGUGAACGUAUGGGUUCCAGUAGUCUAUCGCCAGCCGAAUAUCAAUUUAACCCGACAAGAGAUAACGAUGAUGAGGGUGGCGGCAUUAACAAGGCAACAGUGUCGACACCGAAAAAUAAGUUAGCCAAAAAGCAAAUUAUGGCAAAUAUUCGAAAGACGGUGGAAAAAGGUGUUGAAUAUUUAAAGUCUCACGCCCAUUUGAAUAAAGACAAUAUUGAAAUUAAUUCAGUGAUGCCAACGAUUACGGAAAAUAAUUCCGAUAACAAAGACGUUAAUGGAAACUCGUUGAAAAGCGAUAACAAUAACGUACUUUUGUCACCGUUGUUAGACGAUAUAAUGAGCACGUCUACUUCAAUAACUCAAACGAAGGGAAAUCACGUUCAAAAUGAUGAUGGUGAAGCACAUCUCCGUCAAUUAAAUGUAACACCCACCAGCAACCGUUCCAUGAAAAAUUCUACAUCACAUAGUAGCAGCACGAAAUUUGCGAACAAUACGCCCGACGACCAGCACAGCAAUGUAACUCAUAUAAAUGACACCAUAAACAAACCCAUAAAAUCAUUGGAAAAACAUGAACAAACAAAAACUAAAAAAUCUGAGAUGCAUAUCCGAGAUAAUAAAAACAAUCGAAUCGACAGUUUUAAAGAGAAAAUCGAUCGAAAUACGGAAAAACCUCUGUUGUUCGACGAAAAAGCGUUUAGUGAUAGUGGAGAUUAUGAAAGUGAAUCGAUUCCAAGCGGUUUAUAUUCCGAGAACAAUGAACAAGCCAACACUGAAGAUGACAGUCAAAUAGGAAAUUUCGAUUUGAAUGAGAACAAUGAUUUUUCCAAUGUUAUUCGCCGUUUCGAUGAAUAUGUCGAUUUGGAGGGCUUGGAUGAAACGAGCAGAAAUAAUCGCUUGAACUUAUUGCAGGGCAGAGAUUUAUUGACAACAUUUUUACGGAUUGUUGAAACGCAACAUUUGCUGGGUUCGAACUGUACAGCUGGCACAGCAUUAAAUCUGGGAGAAGGUGUUGUCGAUCGGUAUGCGCACGAUCGAUUUCGCGUCGAAGCGGAAAUUGCCGUUAAUCGGGCAAACAUGUUAACUAGAAUUUUCAAAAAUACUGCUCCAGCGGUUCAGGAAUCCGAACAGCUGUUACAUGCUUCGGUGCUAUCAAUGGUAGAAUUCGACGACGAUAUUUUCGCAGCUGGAAACUGUUUUGACUGGAAUCAACAUCCCAAGAAAAAGGGCCUCUUUUGUCCGUUUGCAUUUCGAUUACCCUAUCCGAAUCACGGCGCUUCAUUGGCCAAAGAUCUAGCAGCAGAAUAUCACUACUUGGGCAACACGUCUGAAUGGUUUUUCCUAGCCAGGAAAAAUGCGGAACGAGUUAUUGCCAAAAAUGAGCAAUACAUCAAAGCAUAUCACCUUUACUCCAACAGUACCGAACGUGAGGUUGAUAAAAUAUUAUCGGUGAAAUAUGAGGACGGACGUUGGUCAAAACCCUAUUACGAUUGUGGCGGUGGAAAUAUAUGGAUGCUAACGUAUACGGUUCCAUUUUUCGGACAUGACAAUGGCACCUAUUUUUUUAAAGGAACUUCCGGCAUUGAUAUAGAUUUACGGCGAGUUGAUAUUGACCAAUGUCCACAGAAACAAGUUCCCGGUAUAACACAACCGUUGAACAUAUUUGCUGGUACAGAUAAAUGCAAGCAAAGAACAACUGAGUGUGAAGCGAUCACUGGACUUGGCUUUCGUCGUGGUUCGUAUAAAUGUACAUGCCGGAAAGGCUUCUACUUUCCGGAUACGAAUAUUCCACAGAAAUAUUUCAACGGAAGCACAUUGGAAGAAGAAUAUGAAAAAUUAAUGCUGAACGAACCAUCCACCUAUAGUAAUCCAAAUUCAUAUCAUUGUUUACCGUGUGCUGAAGGAUGUGAUGCCUGUAAGGACGCAUCGCCUUGUGUGGCUGCACUAAAUUGGCCAAUGCGAACCAGCAUUUUGGUGUUGGCCUGUGCUGUUAUCGGUUUCCUUCCACCAGCCGCAUAUUUUACGUUCCGGUAUCAGCAAGUUAAGGUUCUUCGCGCCGCCAGUCCUGCCCUUUUACGAGUUAUAGCACUAGGAGCUUUCUUCAUUUAUUGCACGUCAAUCGUUAUGUAUCCGAACCCAUCACUAUACACAUGCACAGCUCGCAUAUGGUUGCGAGAAAUUGGAUUUUCAUUGACAUACGGUGCUCUGAUGCUGAAAACUUGGAGAAUAUCAGUAAUAUUCCGGGUGCGAUCAGCUAAAGCUGUUAAAAUAACAGAUGCAGCAUUGUUGAAGCGAUUGGGAGUGUUGUGUGGAUGCAUUAGCGUUGCACUUCUUAUUAGAACUAUAGUAGCACCGCCUGUGGUUGUUGUUGGCCGUACUGCUGAUGAUUUGAAAGCAUUUUUAUGUAAAACCAACUGGUGGGAUCACACAUUCACUUCGAUGGAAGUUUUGUUCCUGGCAUGGGGCGUUCGGCUUUGUAUAAUGGUUCGAAAAGCACCAUCCGAAUUCAAUGAAAGCCGAUUUAUAUCUAUGGCGAUUUACAAUGAAUUUUUACUUACCUGCUUCCUCAAUGUAUCAAUGUUAUUUUUGCAGUCGCCGGCCAAUCCAGAUCUAUUAUACAUCAUAUUCUUCUGUCACACUCAAUUGACAGUAACAUUACUAUUGGCUUUAAUUUUCGGAAGCAAGGUAUAUUUGGUAUUUCGAAGUGGUGGCAAACCGACAGAAGAUACCAUGGGAUUGGGUGUGAAAUCAUCUGGAGCGAAAUUCAUUUGUCGAUCUCAGGCCAGAACACUAGCGAAUCCGAGUACCGCAACCUCAUCAACAGCACAGCUUGGCGCAAAUGCGGAUGCACGACUCACCGAACAAGAGGCACUCGAGCACAUCAAACAAUUGUAUGUGGAACUGCAGAAUCUUCACGAUCGUGUUCCACCGCGUGGCAUCGCUGUAGCAACAAUAUCAUCAUUAUUAGAAAAUUGUCGCACCUCCAAUCAAUUAAAACCCGCAAUCAAGUCACCAUUAAUCAAUCCAGUAUUAGUGCGUUCGGACAAAAGCACAAACACAACGUUCAUCAUCGAUUUGAAGGCGAACGGUAACGGUAUCGCUCACCUAUCCAUUACAGAUGAAAAAUGUACUGUACUGUCGCUGAAGUCGGUCGAUGGAAAUCCAAUUAAGGACACCGAAGAUAAAUCUCCGUUUUUGAAUCUGCCACUCGAAUGUAUGUGCACGUGCGGCGGAGCGGAUGAUCUUGGCAAUAUCUGCGAACAUUCGGCGAAGCAAACGAAAUGUUCGCAUUGUAGCAAUAAUAAAUCCGAUGAGCAUUUGAAUCAACAACAAUGUGACCAAAAUGAUAAACGGUGCAAUGAUAAUAGUCGAAAAUUGAUCGACGAAAAAUGUAUUCAUUCCAGUGGCAUUUGUGAACAUUGCUCUCGCAAUAGUGGCAACAAAUCAAAUGUAACGGAAUGUUGUUCAUCAAAAUGUGAUUGUACCUAUAGUGUCGAUACGAAUAAUAGUUGUAGUGUACAUUUAGGAAAUAAAUUGAAUAAAAAUGUGAAUUUAGUUAGUGACAAGACGGUGGAUGAUGACAGAAUUGCCGGCGAUAGUAAUGAGAUUGCAACAUUACUGAACAAACCGGAAAUGUAUGAUAAAAUGGGUUUAAGCAUAAGCGAAUCGUUUGAGAAUACAGAAGCGGAAGCUGCACAUGUUCAACCAUCCACCCCAUCGCCAAUAAUAUCCAUAUCAUCUGGUACGACGGGUGGCGACGACGAUAGACUCAAUAGGGAUAAUCAAACGCCAUCAUUGGUAUCACCGAAUGAAAAUGAUGAUGAGAAAUUGUCUACGGUUCGGGAUUCCUGUUCAAGCAACAACAUUUCACUAGCAACAGAUGCAAGUGGUACGAGCACGUCGACUGGAAAUGGUGCGGGAAAACGUGGCAAAACGGAUGCAAAAUUAGUUUUAGAUUUAAAUGAUAGAAGUAAAUAUACGAAAGAGGUUUCGGUGUAGAACAAUUUCUGUGCACGAGUAUAUCACCAUGCGAAACGUAACAAUAACUGAGAUCGAAAACUUUUAUAAAGUUUUCGCUUCGUCUUCAUCAUCCAUCAUGGCGCUUUUGGUAUUUUACUCGCAAAAAAUCGAUACGCAGUGUAUAGUUGGGAAGUGGAUGUAAUCAUCUCAUGUAAGUUUCUUUUUGUUGUUGAAUAAACUUUGCAAUUGUUUCCACGUCUCUCAUGUGUUUAGGAAAAUAUUGGCAAAUUGAAUGACAAUGUUGCGGUGAAAUCGUCUUUGAAACUGAAAUAUGAAAGGAAAACAAGAAAAUUUUGUUGCCAUUUCUGGCUCUGUUCAAAAUAAAUUUGCAUCGCUGCUGUCGUUAACGGAUGAUAUAGCCGUCGUAUACGGUAGUGGAGAGAGCUUGAAUUUUUGUUAAAUAUUACCACGAAUUUUCUCGAUAACUUGUCUGUCCCAAUAAUUAAGAAAAUCCCACAAUGUACAAAAAUACCCCAUGAAUCUGUAUAAUGAACAAUGAAAAGUUAGAGAUGCCUCGAUCUCGACACACCACAUUCACAAUUAAUUUUCUUCCUAAUUCCGUAAAUAAUGUUACAGGCUUUUGACUUUCGGACGAGCAUGAUACUUCUAUUCACUUGGCUGUUCAGUUCAUGUCUAAAACAAACCUUUGUUCCCAUUAGACACAUUUGUGACCGACAACUGACCCUCAUCAUAAACUAAAAAAGUUUACGGAAAAAUUACUUCACCUGCUUAUCAUUAAGCAUUUUAUUAGACACCAGGGACUCAUCAAUAACGGAUGCCCCAAAUAUAUACUUUGUCACUGCGAAACUGGAUUGGUCAUUUUGUUCAGGUGUUACGUGGACGAAUAUAUGCGAGUUUUAAGAAUUUUUUUCGAUCCAUUUCUUUCGUCUUUUAACAUUAUAAACUUGGUUAUGUUUCCGUUUGCCUUUUCGCAUGCAGACCUAGCUCUUCACAAUAAGCAAAAUUGCCUACAAUCAAUCGUCCAAGACAGACAUAACUGUAAGAUUUGUUACUCUGGUCAGCCUGAUGAUUCAGGUUAAUCGUUUAAUGGUGUCUAAUCAAGUGGAAUACUGGUUUUGAAAGAGCCAAACUUAAUUAAUUUCCAAAAAGAUUUCGGUUUCAU